AAAACUAAAGCUCAUAAGAACCAUCAAACUCUUCCGUUCCUUGCAUUUAUUCUUUUCUUUAAUUUCUCAUACUAUCGUAGUCGGGACUCUCAGAAACCAAUCAAUGGCGUCGGAAGAGAAUGGCACGUGCGACCCGUGCAAGACUUUUGGGCAAAAGUGCAGUCAUGUCGUGAAGAAACAAAGAGCCAAGUUUUAUAUUCUUCGCCGUUGUAUCGCCAUGUUAAUCUGCUGGCGCGACCAAAACCGCGACCGCGACGACUCUUAA
Camelina sativa (false flax) is the source of this 265-nucleotide messenger RNA. The record is from RefSeq and is a predicted model, not a curated record. Lineage: Eukaryota; Viridiplantae; Streptophyta; Magnoliopsida; Brassicales; Brassicaceae.